Molecule: messenger RNA, 204 nt
Organism: Paramuricea clavata
Lineage: Eukaryota; Metazoa; Cnidaria; Anthozoa; Malacalcyonacea; Plexauridae
Source: the annotation of a GenBank genome assembly
AUGGUGAAUGUUAUAACUGUGCAUUUAUCACCAGAUAAGGAAAAUGUGAAAUAUGUAGUGGAAAAGGCAAACAUUGAUUUGGAUGAGACGUUUGGUUGGUUAAUUAAGGACAUUCUUACACAUAGACAGCAUACAGAGAAGACUGUUAUUUUCUGUCAAUCAUUUAAAGAAUGUGGAGAUCUUUAUGACACUUUUUUUAAGUAA